AAUACAGUUUUCCAAACAAUCAACAAUAAGUUUAAAAUUAAAGUAAAUUAAUUAAUAGCUAGCUAUUAACUUAUGUUGAAGUGUUUUCCAAUUUCUCUAGUAAAAUAUGUCUAAGUGCAGAGCAUGUUUAAAGUCAGCUAGGAAUAUGUUUAUUUUUGAUGAACCGUUUACAAUGUACUUUAAUUUACUUACUGGUCUAAAUUUACAGCUGUCCACUGAUGAAUCCCAAAUGCUAUGUAACCAUUGUCUUAAAACUCUUCAACAGUUUAUGGAUUUUAGAGAGAAAUGCAUUGCAGCUAAUGCAGUAUUUAGUAACAUCAAACAGGAAUUCCUUGAUGAAACUGAAGUGAAGCAAGAACUGAAAACAGAUGAUGAUGAAUUUAAUGUAACCUUUGAAGCUGAUGAUGAAUAUAAGUAUGAUAACAAUUUUACGGAUGAGUUGGUUUUGAAAUCUGAUGAAGAUGUCACGAAACAUGACAGUCAGAAAUUUAUUGGAAAACAGGAAUGUGACACAACAGAAGAAAAUUUACCUUCUGAUACAAAUAGCAAAAAAGAUAUCAAACAACCUACAAGGAAAAGAAAAAGAAAAUGUGCGAAGAGUGCAAAAGAAAAUUUACCUUGUGUAGCAACACCUAAAGACAGUGAAAAAACAAAUAUAGUUAUAUACGAAAAGUCUUCUGGGAAAAAUCUGCCGUGUGGUUUAUGCACGAAAUCAUUUGAAGAUAAAAUUCAACUAAAAUCGCAUUUUGCGACACACAAACGGUACAACACUUGUUGCAAUUGCGAAGAGAGAUUAGAGGACUGGCAAGAAAUAAUAGCGCACAGGGUCGUUCACUUGCCGCGAAUGAGAGUCCCCUGUCAUUUGUGUCCGAGACAAUUCAGUACUUCACUACAAAUGGAAUAUCAUUUUAGAAACAGUCAUCACACAGAAGGAGAAAGGCAAAGUCUGAGGUGUAGGACAUGUGACCGGAAGUUUGAGACACCGCGGAGACUGGGCUAUCACUGCAUUGAAACUCACAAUUCAAGAAACAAAGCGUUUUACUGUGACUAUUGUAAUAAAUUAUGUAGAACAAAGUCGGGCAUAAAGGCUCAUAUCCUUACGCAUAUUGAUACCAAACCACACGCGUGUGACUUGUGUGACUUCAGUACCAAAAUGAAGCACCAACUAGUGUCGCACAAAAUUUACAAACACAAUCCAGAAAAAGCAUAUUGCUUAAGGUGCAAGAGAGUGUUUGUCUCGCAGGCUGAGAGAGACAAACAUGCGUGUAAACAGGGUGAUUAUAUAUGCCCCGUGUGCGGAAAAAUAUUCAGAAAUAAGACCAUGGUAAAUCGGCACGCCCGUACCCACGAUAAGAACCACUGGUACACAUGCGACCGCUGCCCGGCGAAGUUCAAAGGCAGGACUUCUCUCGUGGUACACCUCAACAAGCACGACGGCAUCCGGAAACACGCUUGCGAGUUCUGCCCCGCCAAGUUCUACUUCCCGUCGGUUCUUAUCAAACACCGCAGAACGCACACCGGUAUAAAGCCGUACGUAUGUAAGAUAUGCCAAAAAGGCUUCACCGGAAACCAUAAUCUUAAAAUGCACAUGCGAGUGCAUGGAAAAUUUCUGAUCAACAAAAGAGAAACAAAAGAUGAACAAGCGCUCUUACAACAACAAGCUGAUUCGUUUAAAAGUAAUAGAUAGAUAGAUUAAUAAUUUAGAUUAAAGAUUUUAAAAAUAAACUGUAAACAAUCACAAAUUCAUCGGAAUAUUGAUUUCCGAUUCAGUAACUUCUCGAAAAAAACGUCAAUCUGUUGUCUUUCUUCAUCUGUAUUUGGUUGAUUGCCUUAACAAAUCGCAUUAUUAGACACAGUAUGACAUCGUAUGUAUUAAUAUAUAAUUCGUUAACGGGAAUAUUAGGAAGUCGGCCAACGCACUAUGCGUUGCGGCGACGCACUGUAAAACUUUUACUUCGUGGACCAUUGCGGCGCCGCAAUGCUGUCGCCGCGAUGGUGAGAUAGUGCUAGAAUUAGAGCUUUAAAACAAAGUAGUUAAGGUACAUUACACUACGAAGUUACCAGAAUGGAAGAUUGCGAGAAUAAAGCUUGAAGGAAGGGUAGGUAGUUAGGUUAAUUCCCUUUUAAGGGAAUCAUGUCAAUGAUUUUUACGUAAAUGUUAGUGCCACUUCAGUUCUAUAUAUUGUAUCUCCGGAAUCUCGGAGUGUUACUUACUUUUAUAAUGCGUCAUACGUAAAAGUAGCAGCUGUGAUUUCAAUGUUUUAGGUUCAAACCGUUUUCAGUAAUCGCACAGAUUUUGACGAGAUUCCAGGUAGCAGAAGGGGAAGAAGGAAGAGAGAGCAAGUUAAAACAGAUAGUGAAAGACACGACAGUUAGUUAAAUAAAAAAUAAAAAUAUAUCGAUAAGAGGCGAAACAUAGCUAAUUAAGUUUCGAUACAGUCAAAUUAAGAU
Molecule: messenger RNA, 2451 nt
Organism: Pararge aegeria (speckled wood butterfly)
Lineage: Eukaryota; Metazoa; Arthropoda; Insecta; Lepidoptera; Nymphalidae
Product: zinc finger protein 845-like
Exons: 12
Coding region: 107-1687 (526 amino acids)
Biological process (GO): regulation of transcription by RNA polymerase II
Cellular component (GO): nucleus
Molecular function (GO): DNA-binding transcription factor activity, RNA polymerase II-specific; zinc ion binding; RNA polymerase II transcription regulatory region sequence-specific DNA binding
Source: RefSeq, a predicted model, not a curated record